This is a messenger RNA of Linnemannia hyalina, 489 nucleotides long. The record is from the annotation of a GenBank genome assembly. Lineage: Eukaryota; Fungi; Mortierellomycota; Mortierellomycetes; Mortierellales; Mortierellaceae.
AUGGAUAUCAAAUUGUCGGGUGGUCAGAAGCAGCGCAUCUCAAUCGCCCGUGCAGUCUACACCAACGCAGACGUGUACAUCCUCGACGACCGCCACAUCUUCAAACACGCCCCCACCACUAUCCCUGCCGACAAGACUUGUAUCCUCUUCACCAACGGCGUCAAUCAUCUCAAAGAGUCCCUGAGUCAUCGCCAAUUCAUGUCCCUUGCACGCACGAUGCUGGCCAAAAACACCCGUGUUCUCUGUCUAGACGAAACCACCGCCGCCAUUGAUGUCGAGACCGACAACGCCACCCAACACGCUUCGAGGAGAGAGUUCCAGAACUGCACCGUCCUCACGAUCACCCAUCGCAUCAACACGAUCAUGGGCACUGACAAGAUCUUAGUCCUCGAACAUGGGCGCGUCGCCGAGUUUGAUUCACCCUCUGCUCUACUGCAGAAGAAGGACGGGCAUUUUUAUCGCCUUGUUUCUCAGAGCGGAAACGCUUAA